AUGGACUCCUCGCGCAAGCGUCAGCGCAGUUUUGACGAGGGCAGUGAAUUCGGAGCUUUGGCAUCUCUCUCACGGCCCAUUAGUCCUCCUCGAAAAAGGUUUCGUCAGGUUGUACAAAAGUCGCCAUGGCAGCUCAUCAGAAUUCGAGAUGUCCCGGAAGAAUCGAAUAAGGAUACCGUGACUCUGGAGGAUAUCCUGGGUGACCCCUCCAUCACCGAGUGCUGGCAGUUCAACUUUCUUCACGACAUCCCCUUCGUGAUGGAUGCUUUUGAUCAGCGCAUCAGAGACUCGGUUCAAUUACACGUGGUCCACGGAUUCUGGAAGAGAAAUGAUUUGAAUCGUGUUGUUCUUUCGGAGCACGCAUUGCAACACCCCAACGUGCAUCUGCAUUGCGCGCCCAUGCCUGAAAUGUUUGGGACGCAUCACUCCAAGAUGAUGAUACUAUUUCGCUCUGACAACACCGCACAAAUCGUCAUCCACACAGCAAACAUGAUUCCAAAAGACUGGACCAACAUGACCAACGCUGUCUGGAGAUCUCCAAAGCUCCCAUGGAUGCCGGAGCUGGAUACCGGGCUCCAGCAAGCAGAGCAAUUUUCCAUCGGCAGUGGGGCGAAGUUCAAGGCGGAUCUAUUGACCUACUUAAUGCAAUAUGACUCCCAUAGGGUUACUUGCAAACAGCUCGUAGAUCGUCUCCUCAAUUUCGACUUCUCCAGCAUACGGGCAACCCUGAUAGCCAGUGUUCCGGGCAGACACAGCUUGUAUGAUCCAAGUAGCCCGACCUGGGGUUGGACUGCGUUGAAGAAAUGUUUACAAGGCGUGCCUGUUGAGCCCGGAGAGUCCCAAAUCGUGGUUCAAAUAUCUUCUAUUGCGACUCUUGGUGCCAAGGAUGAUUGGCUGCAAAAGACGUUGUUUGACACGCUAGCCACAACCCGGAGCCAGAAUACGAAGAGGCCAAGCUUCAAGGUCGUCUUCCCCACGGCAGACGAGAUCCGGAACUCGUUGGAUGGAUACGCCUCGGGGCAAUCCAUUCACACCAAGAUCAAAUCGGCGCAGCAUAUCAGGCAGCUGCACUAUCUCCAUCCAAUGCUGCGUCACUGGGCCAACGACAGUGCAAAUGGAGCAGGGCCUCUUGAACAGCCGCCUACUAUUAGCGGCGAUAGCGGGCGAAACCGUGCGGCCCCGCACAUCAAGACUUAUACCCGCUUCAACCAGAACAAUUCGAUUGACUGGGCCCUGCUAACAUCGGCAAACAUGUCGAAACAGGCGUGGGGCGAGGCACCCAAUUCCACCGGGGAUGUUCGAAUCGCUUCCUGGGAGGUUGGCGUGUUGGUGUGGCCGGGGCUGCUCAGUGAAAACGGGGUCAUGAGAGACCACUACAUCACCAUGAGUCCCGCGGCCGCUGGUAACUCUGGGCCUUCUGGCCAUGACCACCCAGCCUUUUCGUCUUCGUUCCGUUCCGGAUCUCCUCUAGCGGAGCAAGUUCUGGCUCAAGACAUUGCAGAGUGCACUGAUGACGAUUUCGACCCUGCCGACGACCAGCUUGAUGUUGAGCAUAGCCAUCACUUCAUGUAUCGCCGGCCGAGCGGCGUAGCAUACGGAGCAGCUCGGCCUGCUUUCAACUCAAGCGCCUUGGACGAGCCCAUCUUGACACCACUAGAGCGGAAGCAAUCUCGCGAUGCCGAGCGCAGCCUUCUGCGGGACAACCACGUCCUGCCCCCAAAACAUGCCAACAAGAGCCAAUCGUUGCCUGCUCGAAUGUACCGAAAGAUCUUUAGCACCAAAGUCCCCGUCGAGGAGUAUGAGGAAGAAUCCGAAGAGGAUGCGCCGCUACUCUCCCGGGACAGCGACCACGACUAUGGCACGCGGACACAUCGACAGCUGCCCGUCUCUGCGGGCGACGAGGACGUGGAUGAGCAGUGGGAGGAGGCUAUAACAACGGGACGGAUUCGCACGACAUGGCAGCGCGAGGCCAAGACGGUGCUGUCAUACUGCGGGCCGCUGAUUGUGACCUUUUUUCUCCAAUAUUCGAUCAACGUGGCCGGUAUCUUUGCUGUUGGUCGCAUUGGUACCAUAGAGCUGGGAGCUAUAUCAUUGGCCAACAUGUCGCAAGCCAUCUCCUGCUUGGCCCCUUUCCAAGGUUUGGCUACAAGUCUGGAUACCCUCUGCGCUCAGGCCUAUGGAUCUGGCCACAAGCAUCUCGUUGGCUUGCAGUGUCAGCGCAUGGCAUGCUUCCUGCUGACCCUCUCCGUGCCCGUCAUCUUCCUGUGGCUCUUCGGCGCGGAGCCAAUCUUGCAGCGCAUGGUGCCUGACCCAGAGUCUGCUCGACUUGCCGCUCUCUACCUUCGCGUCAUGAUCUUUGCGAUCCCCGGCGUCAUUCUGUUUGAGUGCGGUAAGCGCUUCACCCAAUCGCAGGGCCUCUUCCAGGCAACCACAUAUGUUCUCCUCUUCGCCGCUCCCUUCAACGUCUUCCUAACCUGGUUGCUCGUCUGGAAGCUCGAGUACGGCUUCGUCGGCGCGCCCAUUGCCGUGGCCAUUACGGAGAACAUACUUCCUGUUCUUCUAUUCUGCUAUGUCCGGUUCGUCAACGGCCGCGAGUGCUGGGGCGGAUUCAGCAAGCGAGCACUCACCAACUGGUGGGUCAUGAUCCGGCUGGCGCUUCCCGGCAUGAUCAUGGUCGAAGCCGAGUGGCUCGCUUUCGAGAUCCUGACGCUAUUGGCCAGCCGCUUCGGAUCCGACUAUCUUGCCGCCCAGAGUGUCGUUUCGACGAUUGCGUCCAUCUCAUACCAGAUUCCCUUCCCCAUGUCGAUUGCCGCGUCUACUCGCGUUGCCAACCUGAUAGGCGCUGGGCUCGUCGACGCGGCCAGAGUUACUGGCAAAGUGACUUUUGUGACGCACUGCAUACUCGGACUCCUCAACUUUGCCAUCUAUAGCAGUCUUCGAUUCCACUUACCGCUGCUCUUCACGGAUGAUGAGGGAGUCAUCUCCAUCGUGGCCAGCAUUCUGCCUGUUGUCGCUGUCAUGCAGGUAUUCGACUGCAUGAGCGCCGGUGCGCAUGGAUUGCUCCGUGGUAUCGGCAAACAGAGCAUAGGCGGACCAGUCAACCUCAUCUCAUACUACGUCGUCUCGCUGCCCAUUUCGCUCUCAUUGGCCUUUGGACUCGGCUGGAAACUGCAGGGUCUAUGGGCCGGCGUCAGCGUGGGCUUAAUACUGGUCUCCUCGAUCGAGUACACUUACCUACUGAAGACGGACUGGCACCAAGCAGCUCGAGAGGCUGCCGCCAGAAAUGCUGCAGGCUAG
Molecule: messenger RNA, 3297 nt
Organism: Trichoderma harzianum CBS 226.95
Lineage: Eukaryota; Fungi; Ascomycota; Sordariomycetes; Hypocreales; Hypocreaceae
Exons: 7
Coding region: 1-3297 (1098 amino acids)
Biological process (GO): xenobiotic detoxification by transmembrane export across the plasma membrane; single strand break repair; double-strand break repair
Cellular component (GO): membrane; nucleus
Molecular function (GO): antiporter activity; xenobiotic transmembrane transporter activity; double-stranded DNA binding
Source: RefSeq, a predicted model, not a curated record